Molecule: messenger RNA, 1222 nt
Organism: Cannabis sativa
Lineage: Eukaryota; Viridiplantae; Streptophyta; Magnoliopsida; Rosales; Cannabaceae
Exons: 2
Coding region: 313-990 (225 amino acids)
Cellular component (GO): nucleolus
Molecular function (GO): RNA binding
Source: RefSeq, a predicted model, not a curated record
AACCCCCAAAGAAAACCUACCUUCUAAAUUUCAUAUCUUCCUUUCUCGUACCAGAACUACUCUUUUCUACGCAUCUUUUUAGGGUUUCAUAACCCAAUCAAAGGAACCAAGUUUCUACUUCUCUCAGUUACUCAAAUCUCUCUGUCGACCUCAUUGGGUUUCUUCUGCCACUAACUUAUCAGAGAAAAGGAAUUACGUUUAGAUACGGGGUUGGUAGCAUAGGUCGUUGGGUUGUCGAACUUGGGUUCAUCACCGUAUGCGCUGAUAAACAAUCAUUACUUCACUCACAGGUUAAAGCAAGCGCAAUUAUAAAUGGAGUCUAACCAAGCUACUUCUUCUUCGAUGGAAGUUGAGACAGUACCUUCUGAAAUGAAUUCUGCACCCGCUUCUCUGCCAACAAAACCAAAGUUUGAGCCUUUAAUGGCUCAUGAGAUGUCUGAUGGCCGAGUUCAAUUUCGGAAGGUGUCUGUCCCCCCACAUCGUUAUUCACCUCUCAAGAAACUAUGGUUGGAUAUCUACACACCAGUAUACGAGCAGAUGAAGAUCGACAUACGAAUGAAUCUUAAGGCUCGGAAGGUGGAAUUAAAGACUAGACAAGACACACCUGAUGUUAGUAAUCUACAGAAGUGUGCUGAUUUUGUUCAUGCUUUCAUGCUCGGUUUUGAAGUGAUUGAUGCCAUUGCCCUUCUUCGUAUGGAUGAGCUCUAUGUUGAGUCCUUUGAGAUAAAGGAUGUUAAAACUCUCCGUGGUGAGCACUUGUCUCGUGCAAUAGGUAGACUAUCUGGGAAAGGUGGUAAAACGAAAUUUGCAAUUGAGAAUGCUACUAAGACAAGAAUUGUGAUUGCUGAUACCAAGAUUCACAUAUUGGGGUCUUUUGCAAAUAUUAAGGUAGCUAGAGAUUCCCUUUGCAGCCUUAUUCUCGGUUCCCCUGCUGGAAAGGUAUACUCGAAACUAAGAGCAGUUUCUGCUAGAUUAGCAGAAAGAUUUUGAUUCAUACAUUCAUGCAAUCUUGUUCUAAUUUAUAACUGCGUGUUAUGAGUUUUGGUAGUUUUUUUUGGGUUCUUAUAAGCUUAGUUUUCUGAGAAUUGAGUUUUGAUUUGCUUUUGAGAAAUCUUUUUUAGGGAAAAAUUUAUGUCUUGAAAUAUCAUUUAUAAGGACAUCAUUUGUACUUAAGUUCUUCAAUGAACUACAGGCACCAUAUAUAAGAAUGUUUUGAAUGAAA